AGCAUGGUUGUUGUUGCAGCAUAACAACGCUUCGCCAUGAAAAAACACAACUUCGGUGGACUUCACUGUGAAAACGCCUUCGAUUGUGCCUUGAGCGGAUAUCGCUACGAAACAUUUGGUAACUCUUAUGUAGUAAAAGUUGAGCGUUGUUUACCUCUGGUUGUGGGGAAACACACGUUGCCGUAGUGAGCAGGGUGACGGUGCUGUAAGACCCGGCACCGGCAACUCAAGUGGAGGAGAGCGAGCGAAUCGCGGUCAGUGAUUGGCUGCCGUACAUGUCAAUCAAAGAGUUUAGGCGUGACGUCAUCGAGUCUGCGCCCAGCUUCCGCGUGGUGGCGACAGAAGCUGAAGACAGAUGUCAAUGCUGUGGACAGUGAAGGUGGUUGGCCUGGGGUUGGCUGCUCUCUCUCUGAGUUUGGAGCUGCUUGUCUGGCUCAUCCGUCGCCUCAGGCCUGGUAGAAGCCUCAAUGAAGUCCUGUUUUUUCCCUCAGAAAUAGCUUGUGUAGAGCACAUGUUCACUCCUACUUCAGCGUAUUCCUGUUUCUGUGUGUUGCCUCAUGGGGUAGAGACCUCUUUCUCCCGUCUUCUCCACCACAUCCUGUCCACUACCUCCUCUCUGGACCUGUGUGUUUUUGCUUUUUCGAACAUGGAUCUGAGCAGAGCUGUAUUGAUGCUGCAUAGCAAGGGUGUAGCCAUCCGAAUCCUCACUGACAAAGACUACACUGCCAUCCCCGGCUCGCAGAUUGGGGUCCUCCGCAAAGCCGGCAUCUGUGUAAGGUGCGGUGUGGAUACUGUGUAUAUGCAUCACAAGUUUGCAGUGGUGGAUGGCCGGCUGCUCAUCACUGGCUCCCUCAACUGGACACUGACAGCAGUACAGAGCAACAUGGAGAACAUCCUCAUCACUGAGAUGUCAGAGCUGGUGCAACCCUUCAUCAAGGAGUUCCACACACUGUGGGCACAAAAUGAUCCAGCUCGAGUCCACCGCUCACUUGACCAAACGCCUGCUCAAGUUCAAUAACUAAUAAGCCAAAAAAAUGCUUCCACAGUUGAUAUUUUCUUGUUAGGAAGUCUGUCUGCUACUUUAAGUUACGAUAACUGGUCUGCUUUUGAAAGAGACAUGUUCAUCAAGUUGAAUCCUAGAUAUGUGUUUAAAUGUUCUAUUACUUUGAUUUCAUUAUGUUCAAAAACCCCUCUUUUGAAGAACUGUAUUAGUUUGAUCUCAGAACCUAAGAAAAGGAUACUAUUGUGCAGUUGAAAUAAGUUCUAUUUUUGUUAGUUGAGACAAACAUUUUUAAGUUUUUAAAUCAAAGUUUGUGUGUAUGUACAAGGGUUUUCUUGUACGGUGUUAUUGAACUCCCCCUCAGAACGAAGGGGAAAAUAUGUAAGUUAAUGAGAGUUUUAAUGACUUAAAACUAAGUCUAAGUCAUCGUUUACAGUUUAUCUCUUGCAGACUAUGGUGACAGUAAAAUCCAGGGUGUGUUCCUGUGGUUUCAGGAGCUACAUUUUGCUGAGCACCAAUAAAAACCCCUUAUUUCAUGCUGCAGUUUUGAGACCGAUCUGUUGCAUUGUUGCCCCUCAGCUGUAGUUUCCUCCUGCUCCAACAUGAUUUACUUACAACAGAAAUGUCACGUAGCACUUGUGUGCUGGAAUUUUCAGUGUGCAACAAUACCACCCUUUGUGGAUUGCAAGUAGAGUAGAUCAGGUUGGGACAUGAUUAAUGUGCCUGGGUGCAUGACUCUGCAUUGCUCACAGUCAGGCCAGUGCUUGUUGAUAAAGACCAUGACUGGAUUGUCAGACUUGAGACUUGAAAUAUUUCAGCAGCUUGCAUCU
Molecule: messenger RNA, 1830 nt
Organism: Solea solea (common sole)
Lineage: Eukaryota; Metazoa; Chordata; Actinopteri; Pleuronectiformes; Soleidae
Gene: pld6
Product: phospholipase D family, member 6
Exons: 4
Coding region: 356-1018 (220 amino acids)
Biological process (GO): piRNA processing
Cellular component (GO): mitochondrion
Molecular function (GO): RNA endonuclease activity producing 5'-phosphomonoesters, hydrolytic mechanism
Source: RefSeq, a predicted model, not a curated record